UGGUCAUGCGCAGACAGCAGCUGGGAUUUACGAGGUGUGCGCAUGCGCUGCUCUGAAGAGACGGGAACCGACUGACAGAAACGCACCGAGUAACCGGCCGGGAAGAGGAGAUGAAAGGUUGUAGGCAGGCUUGUGUGUAGCUGUGCGGCGUCCCGCAGUCACGGACGCCUGUUAUUGGCUGGUCAGACUGUCUGGAAGGUUCGGUGCGGGGCAAGGGCUGACAGGCCACACACAGUAAAGUGUUUAUUAGUGCCCCCCUUCCUCCCUCCACACAGACUGUAUCUCCCCCCAGCCCCCACACCCUUCUCCUCACAUACAGACACUCUGUAUCUGGCCGGCUCACUGCCCUCCACACCAUUCCCAUCCUCCACCUCCUCUUCUAUUAUAGAGUGAGUGUGUCACCCGGCCACAGCCUGUCUCCCUUUUCUUUCCAUGGCCUGCCGUGAAUGACAGCCACUGGGGCUGGGCCCCUUCCCACACCUGGAUAGAGCAGACUGCGGCCCCUGUGUGCUCCCCCUCACCCCAACUGGAUCACCAUGGGGGAGACCAAGGUUAUCUACCACCUGGAUGAGCAGGAGACUCCUUAUCUGGUCAAACUGCCUGUGCCCUCCGAGAGGGUGACCCUGGCAGACUUCAAAGGGGUGCUUAACAAACCCAACUACAAGUUCUUCUUCAAGUCUAUGGAUGAUGACUUUGGGGUGGUUAAAGAAGAGAUCUCAGAUGACAAUGCAAAGCUGCCCUGUUUCAAUGGACGAGUAGUAUGUUGGCUUGUAUCUGCUGAUGGCUCGCAAUCAGAUAGUGGCUCUGUCUGUGCUGAUAAUCAGUCUGAUUUGCCUCCACCGAUUGAAAGAACAGGAGGAAUUGGAGAUUCUCGGCCACCAUCAUUUCAUCCAAAUACACGAGGUAGCCAAGAAAAUCUGGACAAUGAUACUGAGACAGAUUCUGUUGUAUCUGCACAGCGGGAAAGACCAAGAAGAAAAGAGGCGUCGGAACAUGCUCCCAGGCUAAAUGGUACAUCAAAGACGGAGAGACGCAGGGACACUGGAGGGUAUGAAAGUUCAUCUACCCUUAUGAGCAGUGAGCUGGACACAACUAGCUUCGUUGACUCUGAUGAGGAUGAUUCCACUAGCAGGUUUAGUAACUCCACGGAGCAGAGCAGUGCAUCUCGUCUAAUGAGGAGGCACAAGAGACGCAGAAGGAAAACAAAAACCCCUCGUAUUGAGAGGUCGUCGUCUUUCAGCAGCAUCACAGACUCUACUAUGUCUUUGAACAUCAUCACAGUCACGCUCAAUAUGGAGAAAUACAACUUUCUGGGCAUCAGCAUCGUUGGACAAAGUAAUGAACGUGGGGAUGGAGGAAUCUACAUUGGUUCCAUCAUGAAAGGAGGAGCUGUGGCUGCUGAUGGGAGGAUUGAGCCAGGAGAUAUGUUACUGCAGGUCAAUGACAUAAAUUUUGAGAACAUGACCAAUGAUGAUGCUGUCAGAGUCCUUCGAGAGAUUGUGCACAAACCAGGGCCAAUUACACUCACUGUUGCCAAAUGCUGGGAUCCUUCUCCACGUGGCUGCUUUACUUUACCCAGAAGUGAACCAAUCCGACCUAUUGAUCCAGCAGCUUGGGUUUCUCACACAGCAGCAAUGACUGGAACUUACCCAGUCUAUGGGAUGAGUCCAUCUAUGAGUACAAUCACGUCAACCAGCUCUUCAAUUACAAGCUCUAUACCAGAAACUGAGCGUUUUGAUGACUUCCACUUAUCUAUACAUAGUGAUAUGGUAACGAUUGUAAAAGCUAUGAGCUCCACAGAAUCUGGCCUGGAAGUUCGUGAUAGGAUGUGGCUUAAGAUAACAAUUCCCAAUGCUUUUAUUGGUUCUGAUGUGGUGGACUGGCUUUAUAACCAUGUGGAGGGCUUCACGGAUCGGCGAGAAGCGCGGAAAUAUGCCAGCAACCUCCUUAAAGCUGGAUACAUCCGCCACACUGUCAACAAAAUCACUUUCUCUGAGCAAUGCUACUAUAUUUUUGGAGAUCUUUGUGGCAACAUGGCAAAUCUCUCUCUUAAUGACCAUGAUGGGUCUAGCGGAACAUCUGAUCAGGACACACUUGCUCCCUUACCGCACCCAGGAGCUGCUCCAUGGCCAAUGGCAUUUCAGUAUCAGUAUCCAUUGCCUCAUCCCUACAGCCCACAUCCAGGUUUCCCAGAUCCUGGAUACAGCUAUGGUGGUGGAAGUGCUGGCAGCCAACACAGUGAAGGUAGUAGAAGUAGUGGUUCCAACCGCAGUAGUACAGAAAAAAGAAAAGACAGAGACCCAAAGGCUGGAGAUUCAAAAUCUGGAGGGAGUGGAAAUGAAUCUGACCACACUACACGGAGCAGUAUGCGCCGAGAAAGAGCAGCAAGUGAACGUUCAGUGCCAGCUAGUGAACAUAGUCACAGGAGCCACCACUCCAUUGCACACAGCAUCCGAAGCCACCACACACACCAGUCUUAUGGUCCCCCUGGUGUACCCCCACUCUAUGGUCCUCCAAUGAUGAUGAUGCCAGCACCUCCCCCAGUGAUGGGGCCACCAGGAGCCCCACCCAGCCGUGAUUUAGCCUCCAUCCCACCAGAACUCACCGCUAGUAGACAGUCUUUCCGCAUGGCCAUGGGCAAUCCUAGUGAGUUCUUUGUGGAUGUUAUGUGAGCAAACUUUACAACUUUGACCUGUUUUUAAAAGUUUGUGUUUAUUUGAGAAUUUCCUAAUUAUUAUUUACAUCUUGAUACUAAGAACCGAAAUGGAGAGGCUAAUCCAGUCCCAAUGAGCUGUGUGUGUGAUGCUCGCACGGAUCCUCUCAUCUGCCACUAAUCCAUGCACCUAAUCUCUCAGACCCUGCUCCAGACUGUGUGUUUGUGCAGAGGUAGAAGGCUGGCCGUAUUCUUGCCUUGUUGCUUGGCUUUUGUUAACAGAUUGAUUUUAACAAAUUUAAUAUUGCAUCUAAAAGAAAAAAGGCCUCAGUAGUGGAAUGGAGCUACUCUUUAUUUACGUCUUAUUUUUAUUAGGAUUUUUUUUACCAUUGUGUUUCUUUUAUCAAGCAGCCAAGAAUUCGGGGGUCUUUGACUUUCUCUGAGCUGUCUGCCAGGGAAAGUGUAUGAUCCUCAGUCGGAGGGUAUCCCUUCGCAUCUCAUGGCGUCAUUGUAGAGAGAAGGAAAAACCUGUUGAAAAGGAAGAUAUUGCCUUUUAAGUAGAAGACGACUGAUGGGAAUGAAGCACCACAAGCCUUAUACAUUUACAAUGAACGUGUCUUAUGUUUUUUUUUUUGUUGUUUUUUUUUUUUUUUUUGUCCAAUUUCGCGAGUGCCAUGAAUUUUCAUAUAAACUGAUGUUGAACCAGCCACAUACACUUUAUUCUAUUAUUAAUCUGCUCUCACAGCUCCUUAAUUUUUAAAAAAAGGUACAUAUUUUUGACAUGUAGUUGGGAUCCUAAGCUGCAGUUCUUUUCUGCCAGUAAGGCCUGCAACUUUGUACUUAUUGUUAAUAUUGUGUUGCACAUCAAACUGGCAGGGGAAAGUUUGCUUCUUUCCUGGAAAGGGGGAAGGGAAGUGUCCUGUUGCUGUUACACAAGGUUCUUCUCUACACAGGCCUUCCCUUGUCUCAUGUUGGAGAUGUUCCAGGAAUGGUGCUAGUAUUUGUAUUUUCACUACUAUUUUUCAUCUUCAGCUGGUUGCCCCCCAAAACACUAAAUAAAAGGCACAAUCGGGGCAAGGGCAAUGACAAUAGAUUGUACUAUUCACUGAGUUGUAACCUCUCAGACCUUGUAUAAACACAGAAGGCAAGGACAGCAUAAAGAUGGCACAAUGGCAGAAUUUCAAGAAUUUGCCUUAGCAUCUACCAAAAGGUAGACUUGUUUUGUACAGCAUAACCUGCUCUGGAAUGGAGUAAAUUCACUGUUGUCUGGGAGCUAAACACCUAUAAACAGGUUCCUGUGUUCUUCUUUUUUCCAUUGCUUUGUUGCACUGAAAUUUCUGCUGCAAUAAAUCUACACAUGUUUUAGGUU
Molecule: messenger RNA, 4022 nt
Organism: Rana temporaria (common frog)
Lineage: Eukaryota; Metazoa; Chordata; Amphibia; Anura; Ranidae
Gene: DVL3
Product: dishevelled segment polarity protein 3
Exons: 15
Coding region: 537-2672 (711 amino acids)
Biological process (GO): intracellular signal transduction; canonical Wnt signaling pathway
Cellular component (GO): cytosol
Molecular function (GO): frizzled binding
Source: RefSeq, a predicted model, not a curated record